GAGGAGGCAGAAUCUGCCUGUGCACUCAAGUGCUUGAAUUUUGUUGCGUUGUGUAGCUCCAAGGGAAGACUGGCAAUGAAGAGAAGCUAUGAAGGGAACAUCUGCAUAGAAGGCAGGCAGAAGAUUACAGCAACAAUGUCGAAGCACCAUGAUGCGGGGACUGCUUUCAUCCAGACCCAGCAGCUGCACGCUGCCAUGGCGGACACCUUCCUUGAGCACAUGUGCCGCUUGGACAUUGACUCGGAGCCAACCAUUGCGAGAAACACUGGCAUCAUCUGCACCAUUGGCCCAGCCUCCCGCUCAGUCGAGAAGCUGAAGGAAAUGAUCAAAUCUGGAAUGAACGUUGCCCGCCUCAACUUCUCUCACGGCACCCACGAGUAUCAUGAGGGCACAAUCAAGAACGUGCGAGAAGCUACAGAGAGCUUUGCCUCUGAUCCCAUCACUUACAGACCUGUGGCUAUUGCACUGGAUACCAAGGGACCUGAAAUCAGAACUGGACUCAUUAAGGGAAGUGGCACUGCAGAAGUGGAGCUCAAGAAAGGUGCACCGCUCAAAGUGACCCUGGAUGAUGCCUUCAUGGAGAAGUGCGAUGAGAACGUGUUGUGGGUGGACUACAAGAAUCUCACCAAGGUUGUAGAAGUUGGCAGCAAAAUCUACGUGGAUGAUGGUCUGAUUUCCUUGCUGGUUAAGGAGAAAGGCAAGGACUACGUCAUGACGGAGAUCGAGAACGGUGGCAUGCUCGGCAGCAAGAAGGGAGUGAACCUGCCUGGCGCCGCAGUCGACCUGCCUGCAGUCUCUGAAAAGGACAUUCAGGACCUAAAAUUUGGUGUGGAGCAGAAUGUGGAUAUGGUGUUUGCUUCCUUCAUCCGCAAAGCUUCUGAUGUCCAUGCUGUCAGGAAGGUGCUAGGGGAAAAGGGAAAGAACAUCAAGAUCAUUAGCAAGAUCGAGAAUCAUGAGGGUGUGCGCAGGUUUGAUGAGAUCAUGGAGGCCAGUGAUGGCAUUAUGGUGGCCCGUGGUGACCUGGGAAUUGAGAUCCCUGCUGAAAAAGUCUUCCUUGCCCAGAAGAUGAUGAUUGGGCGCUGCAACAGGGCUGGCAAACCCAUCAUCUGUGCCACUCAGAUGCUGGAAAGCAUGAUCAAGAAACCUCGCCCGACCCGUGCUGAGGGCAGUGAUGUUGCUAAUGCUGUCCUGGAUGGAGCAGACUGCAUCAUGCUCUCCGGAGAGACCGCCAAGGGCGACUACCCGCUCGAGGCUGUGCGCAUGCAGCACGCUAUUGCCCGGGAGGCCGAAGCCGCCAUCUUUCACAGGCAGUUGUUUGAGGAACUGCGUCGUCUGACUUCCCUGAACUGCGAUCCCACGGAGGCGGCCGCUGUUGGCGCUGUGGAAGCAUCCUUCAAGUGCUGCAGUGGGGCCAUUAUCGUCCUCACCAAGUCUGGAAGGUCAGCCCACCUGGUGUCGCGGUACCGCCCGCGGGCUCCCAUCAUCGCCGUGACACGUAAUGACCAGACGGCGCGUCAGGCCCACCUCUACCGGGGCAUCUUCCCCGUCCUGUGCAAAGAGCCAGCGCAUGACGCCUGGGCAGAGGAUGUGGACCUCCGCGUCAACCUGGGCAUGAAUGUUGGUAAAGCACGUGGCUUCUUCAAGAGUGGCGACCUGGUCAUCGUGCUGACGGGCUGGCGCCCUGGCUCUGGCUACACCAACACCAUGCGCGUGGUGCCAGUGCCCUGAAGGCCCCAUUCCACCCAGCACCCCCCUUCCUUCCCUCCCCACCCCACUCCGCUCCCCUUUCCCCUCGCCUUAGACCAGCCAUCGCUUGUGCUGUUCUCCUGGGCCCUAGAGUGGAUGUAGGUUGCUAAACACCACCCAGUGCAGCAGCAGCAGGGGGAAGAGACCUUAAAUCACUAAAAAAAAAAAAAUAUAUACUUGAAGUGUUUAGUUUUUUUAAAAACCUCUCCCCGUAGCGAAGUCCUGCCCCGAUCUAUGUCGGAGUCAGUGUAGGAGGUUCCCACAUGUUGCUGGGACUCCUUGUAGCUUAGUGACUGUCCUCAGGGUGUGAAAUGUCCCUUUCCCUGCCUGCCUGGGGGGGAAAGGGGAGAGGGGAUGGGUGGUCAAGGGUUCUGCUGUACCCCUCCUCACUCCAGGGAAGCUGUUCCUCCCUCCUGUGCACCCCGAACCUCUCCCAGCCUCCCCACAGACCAAAUCCCGGGUGACUCCAGCCCCGCUCUAUGCGGGUUUUGUUUCCAGGGGUGGGGGUAGAAGGGGGGUGGCUCCCCCUCUGUGCUCAGAGCUUCCCGUGCUCCCCUGGCAGCGUUGUCUGUGUGUUAGUUGUGUGUGCACACCCCCUGCCCGCGCCCCCCGGGCGUUAGAGCACAACUCUCCAUCAAUAAAGAGAAGCUGAAGCACC
Messenger RNA from Athene cunicularia (burrowing owl), 2404 nucleotides. It is a transcript of the gene PKM, whose product is annotated as pyruvate kinase M1/2. Gene Ontology annotation, molecular function: potassium ion binding; magnesium ion binding; pyruvate kinase activity. Gene Ontology annotation, biological process: cellular response to insulin stimulus; glycolytic process. NCBI's taxonomy places the organism in Eukaryota, Metazoa, Chordata, Aves, Strigiformes, Strigidae. The transcript has 11 exons. Bases 76 to 1728 code for a protein of 550 amino acids. The record is from RefSeq and is a predicted model, not a curated record. Gene Ontology annotation, cellular component: cytoplasm.